CAAUUUUCUGCGGUGACAGAUUUGUGAAUCAUCAGAGGGUUUGGUUUUUUUAUUUCAGAGAAAGAAUAGGUGAAGUUAUUUGGCGUUAAGGUUCCCUGCUGUGAAGAUGCUGCCGUUUCUCCUUCUUCUGUUAACAUCCACAAAAGAUGGCCAUACUCAACGUGUGCUCGGCCAGAAUAAGGACGGCUCCUGUCACUGCGAAGUGAACUCCACCAUGUGGUCCUUCCCGGCACUGAAGUACGAGGCCGUGCUGCUGCAGGUUCAAACCUGCAAGGGAUCUCUGAGCAGUCUGCAGGAACAAAUGUUGCUCUCCAGCAAUUAUCUUCCUCAGAUCCAGGCUCAACUUGUGAAUGUGACAGCUCGACUUCAGCCCUUUCAGUACCUACAUCACCAGGGUUUGUACACCGCUCUGUCCCUGCGCCUGCUGGGCCAAGAGCUCAGCAAGCUGGAGAUUGACCUCAGCUCAAUCCACACCCAGCUAAACAACACACAGACACAGAAACUGUCCAAAGAGAUGGGUAAACUUCGUAAAGAUUUGGAAAGGAUACAAAACUCAGACAUUAUUAACAUAAAGACUGUAAAAGAAACUCUGCGCUACCUGAAGAACAGUGUGGAGUCUUGCAAGACAAUCCCCAAAGACUUUAGAGGCCAGCAAAGGUACUGCCUUAAGGGUCUAAUUACCAACAUCAGUGAACCAAUCACGACCAAAAUCAGUCCCUAUGGGAAGAGCUACAUUUCUGGAUCAUGGGGCAGACAGGCACAGAUAGACACAGAGGGAGAGAAGGAUAGUUACUGGGUUCAACCUCUGGUCAGCAGCCAUAUCUGGGGAAACACUUUCCGUGUUUACCAGACAUAUGAGGACUUCAUGGCAUCUGUCAAACAUAGGGACUAUACCUUUGCUCCAUCCUACUCUCAUGCUAAUGCCAUCGAGGGUCCAAGUGGCGUCCUGUACGGUGAAGCUCUCUACUAUAACUGCUUCCGCUCUGCCGACAUCUGCCGCUAUGACCUGAAGACCAACACUGUUAAACGGGUUACCCUUCCAGGCACUGGUGUGGGCUUCAACAAUAAGUUUCCAUACUGUUACUAUGACUGCCGCCUGAAUAGUGAUGUGGAUGUGGAGGCUGAUGAAACCGGACUGUGGGUGCUCUACGCCACUGUCGGCAACCACGGUAAUCUGGUAGUGAGCAGGUUAGCUUGGGACGGCGAAGCUCAGACUCUCAAUGUUACACAGACCUGGGAGACAAGGCUUUUCAAGAAGGCAGUAAGCAAUGCUUUCAUGGUGUGUGGUGUAAUGUAUGCCACCCGUUAUCUGGAUGAAUACAGGGAGGAAGUGUUCUAUGCCUUCGACACAGCGACGGGUAAAGAGGACAACUCACUUGCACUGCCACUGGAAAAGGUAGUUAAAGGAGUGGCUAGUCUGAGCUACAACCCCGUCAACAAGAGGAUCUACAUGUAUAAUGAUGGAUAUCUUCUGGCUUAUCAGACCUACUUUUGAUUUAAUGAAUCUUUCAGCUUUGCUGAUGCAGCACAACACUUUUAUACUAGAGCUUCAAAAAGUACAACACUGUUUCAAUCCUUGUAACACAACGUUGGCUAAGCAAAAGUAUUUGCUUAACAACAACAGUAACAAUUCAACAAUGUUGGCUGCACUCCAGAGCUGGCUGAACAACUAUGGCUAGUCAGCAAUGUUGUUUAAUCAAUGAUGUUGGCUGAAAAACAACAUUGAUCAAUUUACAUUGUUUGUACAUUCAUAAUGUGUGACCAGCCAUAAUAUUUGUAUGAUCCUGCAACAAUAUUACCCUAACAAAGUUGUCAAAGAUUUUGCCAGACAAUAUGAUCAGAGUUUGUCCAAUGUAAAGGGUAAAUCCUGUAGAUGUUGAUUGUUAACUUCCAAUAUUAGACUUUAUUGUCAAAAGUACCCUUAAUAGCACUGUGAUUUUGCAUAUGUAUGCACACUUCUAAAUAAAUGUAUGUCAAAUUUA
This is a messenger RNA of Girardinichthys multiradiatus, 1982 nucleotides long. RefSeq names its product olfactomedin-4-like. The coding region runs from base 107 to 1495 and encodes 462 amino acids. Gene Ontology annotation, biological process: signal transduction. The record is from RefSeq and is a predicted model, not a curated record. The transcript is spliced from 5 exons. Lineage: Eukaryota; Metazoa; Chordata; Actinopteri; Cyprinodontiformes; Goodeidae.